CCUAAGGUUGUUUAAGCCAUGAAUCCAGCAUCCUCAACUGCUGCUCCCAAAGCUCUAAUGGAGCUAAAAGCAGUUCUCUUUCAUGGCUUCCAAUCAUUCAAUCAGCUUAAACACAUUCAUGGUCGCCUUAUUCGUACAGGUUUUGAUCAAAACAAUUAUCUUUUAAACUUACUAUUAAAAUUUACUUUGAACAAUUUCAACAACCCAAAUUAUGCUAAACUCGUUUUCAAUCAAACUCAAGAACCCAACAUUUUUCUUUACAAUACAAUGAUUCGUGGGUUAGUUUCGAAUGAUUGUUUUCAUCAAUCUAUUGAUUUUUUCCAUGAAAUGAGAGAUGAAGGUUUCUUGCCCAACAAUUUUACUUUUCCGUUUUUGUUGAAAUCUUGUACGAGGUUGUCGGAUUUUGAAUUGGGUGUAAAGGCUCAUGGGCUUGUUGUGAAAGGAGGAUUUGAUUAUGAUGUGUUUGUGAAGACUGGGUUGGUUUGUUUUUAUGCUAGGUGUGGGUUUCUUGAUGAUGCACACCAAGUGUUUGAUGAUAUUCCUGAGAAGAAUGUUGUUUCUUGGACCGCGAUUAUGACGGGGUAUAUUGAUUUUGGGAAGUUUAAGGAAGCUAUUGGUUUGUUUCGGAGGUCAUUGGAAAUGGGUUUGAGUCCGGAUAGUUUUACUCUUGUUAGGGUGUUGUCUGCGUGUAGUCGUGUAGGGGAUGUUAGUGCUGGUGAGUGGAUACAUGGGUACGCAGUGGAGAUGGGUAUGGGGAGGAAUGUGUUUGUUAAUACGGGUUUGGUUGAUAUGUAUGCUAAAUGUGGGAAAAUGGUGAAAGCUCGUGAGGUUUUUGAUGAAAUGGUAGAGAAGGAUGUUGUUUCUUGGAGUGCUAUGAUACAGGGUUAUGCAGUGAAUGGGCUUCCUAAAGAGGCGUUGGAGCUGUUUUACAGGAUGCGAGGAGAGAAUGUUAGACCGGAUUGCUAUUCAAUGGUUGGUGUACUUUCUGCUUGUGCAAGGUUAGGAGCGUUAGAAGUUGGCGAAUGGGCUAGUAAGUUGAUGGACAUGAAUGAGUUUUUCUGUAAUGCUGUUUUAGGUACAGCCCUUAUUGAUAUGUAUGCUAAAUGUGGGAGGAUGACAUCAGCUUGGGAAAUAUUCAAACAAAUGUUCAUGAAGGAUAGAGUAAUCUGGAAUGCUGUUCUAUCAGGUCUUGCUAUGCACGGGCAUGUGAAAUCUGCCUUUUGUUGUUUUGGUCAAGUAGAGAAACUUGGUAUAAAACCUGACGGAAACACAUUCAUCGGUCUCCUUUGUGCUUGCACUCAUGCUGGCCUUGUUGACGAUGGUCGCAAAUAUUUUCAGAGCAUGACUCACUCGUACUCUUUGGAACCAGCAAUUGAACAUUAUGGAUGUAUGGUUGAUCUUCUAGGACGAGCUGGUUUGCUGGAUGAAGCUCAUUCGUUGAUCGAAAGUAUGCCAAUGAAGGCUAAUGCCAUCAUUUGGGGAGCUCUGUUAAGUGGCUGCCGAUUACAUCGUGAUACCAAGUUGGCUGAACAUGUGCUAAAGCAGUUGAUUGAAUUGGAACCAUGGAACUCAGGAAACUAUGUUCUUUUAUCAAAUAUAUAUGCAUCUAACAAUAAAUGGGAUGAUUCGGAAAAGAUCAGGUCUUCUAUGAACGAGAGAAGAAUGCAGAAGAUUCCUGCCUAUAGUUGGAUAGAGAUUGUUGGAGUUGUUCAUGAAUUUCUCGUUGGAGAUACAUAUCAUCCUAUAGCAGAUAACAUAUACGCUAAACUCAGUGAACUGAGCAAGGAGUUAAGAGAGGCAGGUUAUGUUCCAAAAACAGAAUACGUUCUAUUUGACAUCGAAGAAGAGGAGAAGGAGCAUUUUGUGGGCUGUCACAGUGAGAAGCUCGCGCUUGCAUUCGGCUUACUAAGUACUAAACCUAGUGAUGUAAUCAGAAUAAUAAAAAAUCUCCGUAUCUGUGGUGAUUGCCAUACGUUCUUCAAGCUUGUCUCAAAGAUAACAGAGAGAGAAAUUACCUUGCGGGAUAAUAACCGUUUCCAUUGUUUCCUUAAAGGAUCAUGCUCAUGUGGAGAUUACUGGUAAGACUUCAGUUGGUAAUAUGAUGUUGCAGAAGAGAAUAGAGGCCAAUUGGUGUCAUACUCUUAUGCCGAAGAGACAGACCUAAUAUUUAUCUGUCAUCAACUCGAUAAGAGGAGCAAUGUUGUAAAAAGGGCAGCCGGUGCACGAAGCAUCCGGCAUUCACGCAAUGUAGGGGGAAGGGUCGCACCCCAAAGAGUGUGAUUUAGGCAGCUUACGCUGAUGCACGUAUCAUUGACUGAUUCCACAACUCGAACUUGUGACCUAUAAGUCAUACAGCGGCAACUUUACCGUUACUCCAAGGAAGAGGAGCAUUGAUAUGCUGAAGCAAAAUAUUGUGUGACAGAUCGAUAUAUGGUGUCAAUUGGAUAAAAAAAUUGUGCAUUUCUACAGUUAGAUUCUCCAUCCUCAUAAAUGGUUAUCUUCAUGGCUUCUUUCCUACCCAGAGAGGCUUAAAGACAGGGAGAUCCUCGUUCUCCGUUUCUUUUUAUCUUUGUGAUGGAGGGUCUCUGCAAUAAGUUAUACGUUGCCAUGCAGAAAACUUUGAUCAAAAGGCUUCAUCGCCAGCUCCAGUACACACCUCAUCUUACGUUAAGUUAUAUUUAACGAUUCGUUGAUCUUGUUUGAUGAAUGCAGAGGUUGAUCAGAUCCUGUGUGAUGGAUGCAGAAGCAUUUCUACGAAAUCUCUGAACUUGGUGCAAGCUUUAGAUCAGUCGUCAUUUGGUGGACCAUGUGGAAGGAAAGAAACAGUUGAGUUUUUUAAAGCAAAAAGCAGAAUGACCUUGAAAAAACAUUGUAUUUUUUACCUAAGCUCUACGCCAAACGAACUAAACCUAGUGUUUUGGUGGAGAAGCGUAGAGGGGCAGGUCCAUUAUCCCUAAGUUUCGAAGGCUGCAAUUGGCGCUCAGAAAAUGGAUUUCUCGGUAUAAUAAGAAACAUUGUAUUUUUUGCCAAACGUUUUGGCACAGGGCUAAAAUACUAAUCCUAGCAUCUUCUUAUGCUGAAUAUUUAUAUCAAUAAGAUUACCCUUAAAUCCUUAAUUAUCAACAAAAUGUAUAUUAGAAAAC
Molecule: messenger RNA, 3143 nt
Organism: Solanum dulcamara
Lineage: Eukaryota; Viridiplantae; Streptophyta; Magnoliopsida; Solanales; Solanaceae
Product: putative pentatricopeptide repeat-containing protein At3g08820
Exons: 1
Coding region: 19-2082 (687 amino acids)
Biological process (GO): RNA modification
Molecular function (GO): zinc ion binding; RNA binding; protein binding
Source: RefSeq, a predicted model, not a curated record